UUGCGGUGGUGUUUAACCUAAUAUCAUCAUAUGUGGUUUUGUAUUGCUCGUGAAUGUAUUUGUAUCAAUUUAUUAUGAUAAAAUAACAGAAAUUGAUACUUUUUAAUACCGUAAACAUUUUUAAGGGAAAAAAAUAAAUAUCAACGACAACUCCACUCAAGAGAAAAAUUUUGCAGAAAAGAUGAGUUUAUUUGUUAUGAACAGAUAUGAGGGGGAAAGCAAGGAGGAAGUUAAAGAUCAUAUUGAUCAUCUUUCCAAUUUGUUAAAAAGGAUAGAGGAACGUAAAAGACAAAGGUCUAUAGAUAAUAAAUCCACAUUAGCAGAUGUAGAUAAAGGCAAUUUAGAAAAAGCCAAGAAAAAGGAGAAAAGAGAUAAACAUUUACCUGAAGAAGAGAAAAGUGAUAAUCUAUGUAUCGAAGACAAGGACAAGAACAAUGAGGAAAUUAAUGAACAUUCUGUGGAAAAAGUAAAAGCACAGGUUAAAAGUAAAAAGAGGAAGGAAAAAACUAUUGAGAAUGAAGAUUCUCCAACUGAACACUUAGUAACACAAGAUCAGGAAUUGGAAAAAGGAAGUGAAAACUUUAAAGAUGAAGAUGACAACAAUGAGAAAAACAAAACAUCUUUGCAAAGCCAUUUUAUGAUAUUGGGAGCAAAACCCCAGAAGAAGCAACAUGCUGUCAAGCGAGUAUUACCAGAUUGGCUGGUACACCCUGAAGUUAUAUCAGCUGACUUAAGUAGCGGACCUAAUAUAGAUGAGUUACAUUCAAUCUUGGAUCCCAAACUGGUAGAAGCCUUAAAGGCCAAUGGUAUUGUUAAAUUAUUCCCAGUUCAAUCUAGUGUGAUAAAAUGGUUACAUUCAUGCAACAAGGACAGAAGAGUAGGUUGGUGGUUGAGAGACACUUGCGUAUCUGCUCCUACAGGCAGCGGCAAGACGUUGGCUUAUGUAUUGCCAAUUGUGCAGCAACUUCAGACACGAUUAGUGCCGAAAAUCCGCUGUCUGGUUGUUCUGCCAGUGCAAGAACUUGCUGCCCAAAUUCACAAAGUAAUGGUUACCUAUACGUCUCACACAAAUUUGAAGGUCGGCUUACUCUCUGGUAUUUCUUCAUUCGAACAAGAGCAAAGCAGUAUAAUCAAGAAAACUGCAAGGGGAAACUACCUAUCUACAGUGGACAUUGUAAUCGCGACACCUGGGCGUUUAAUUAGCCACAUAUUAAAGACACCAGGAUUCUCUUUGGAUUUCCUAAGGUUUCUCGUUAUCGACGAGGCCGACCGUACGACAGAAUGGUUACAGUACCUACCAGAAUUCCAUUCUCGGGCUCAUAGCUUAACGAUUGGAAAUGUGCACUCAAGCGAAAUCGCGCCAGCCCAGAAGCUGUUAUUCAGCGCUACCCUGUCGCAAGAUCCCGAGAAGCUAAGUCGGCUGGGGCUCUUCCAGCCUAUAUUAUUCACUACGGUCAUGGUGACAGGCAAAGACACCGAUGUGAAUCUGGAUAAGAUGACGGGCGAGUUUGCUGGACGUUACACGAGUCCGGGAGAAUUGACGGAACUCGCGGUGGAAUGCGCCGCCGAGUACAAGCCGCUUGCAUUGUAUCACCUCUUGACGAGGCACGACACGAUCUCCAAGACUCUAGUUUUUACGAAUUCUGGAGAUACCGCGCAUAGGCUGGCUCUCUUGAUCCGGUCUCUCCUGUCGGAACGGAAUGUCACCGUCGGGGAAUUAUCCGCUCAGCUCAUGCCGAAACAGCGCGAGAGCGUUCUCAGCAAAUUUGCAAGUGGAGAAACACACGUGUUGAUAAGUUCAGACGCGUUGGCUAGAGGCCUGGACAUCCCGGAAGUGCAGCUGGUUGUAUCUUACGACGUCCCGAAACACAUCAAGGGCUACAUACACAGAGCCGGCAGAACUGGGCGGGCGGGAAAGCCGGGGACUGCGGUGUCUGUCCUCACGGCGAGUCAGAUCGGGAUAUUCAAGCAGAUGUUAAAUGGCGCGCAUAAAGUCGUACCGGAUAUCGAGCGGAUGGAGCUGAGCGGCACUGCGGACGCGAUCGGCUAUCAGAGCCAUGUAGAGAAAUUGAAGGGGACUCUCGAGAAGGAGCGAAGCGACAAUUUGGAGCGAACGAAAGCGAUCAAACGAAGACGCGCGGCAAACGUAGCUAGACAAGAUGGAAAGACAGACUGACGUUUGGCAGCAGAGAUAGAAAUAAAAAGUGUACAUAACAAUC
Messenger RNA from Harpegnathos saltator (Jerdon's jumping ant), 2219 nucleotides. RefSeq names its product putative ATP-dependent RNA helicase Dbp73D (gene Dbp73D). The record is from RefSeq and is a predicted model, not a curated record. The transcript has 7 exons. Lineage: Eukaryota; Metazoa; Arthropoda; Insecta; Hymenoptera; Formicidae. Gene Ontology annotation, molecular function: ATP binding; nucleic acid binding. The coding region runs from base 182 to 2176 and encodes 664 amino acids.